Molecule: messenger RNA, 495 nt
Organism: Fraxinus pennsylvanica
Lineage: Eukaryota; Viridiplantae; Streptophyta; Magnoliopsida; Lamiales; Oleaceae
Source: the annotation of a GenBank genome assembly
AUGGCAAAACCUCAAUUUUUGUGCCUCCUCUGGCUUUCUCUCGUCUCACUUUCCUUCUCAUCGUCAAUUUCAACAUCAAACCCUAAAGUCCAAUUGAAAUCUGGGACCGGGGAAGCCCAUCAGGAGCUUAUUAAGUAUGGAUUCCCCAUAGGACUCCUUCCGACCGAUGUGCAGUCGUACACUCUUAAUAGCACCUCCGGCCGCUUCUUGGUCAUGCUGGGGGACACAUGUCGCGUGACGCUGCCUCCCGAUAACUACCUGGCCACCUAUUCCAAGAAAAUAACUGGAAAAAUCGUGGAUAGUCGCAUCGCGGAAAUCGACGGGAUCAGUGUCCGGGCAUUCUUCAAAUGGUGGGGCAUCACCGGCAUCAGAUCAAAUGGUCAGGAUUUGGUCUUUGAGGCGCGCAUCUUCAUAAAGUCAUCAGGGCCUCCUUUUAACUGCUUGUUUGGGCUGUAUCACGCAUUCAACUGGAGCAGGCAGGACGCAGUGGGCUAA